Messenger RNA from Babesia sp. Xinjiang, 6087 nucleotides. RefSeq lists its product as uncharacterized. The coding region runs from base 1 to 6087 and encodes 2028 amino acids. The record is from RefSeq and is a predicted model, not a curated record. The transcript has a single exon. Lineage: Eukaryota; Apicomplexa; Aconoidasida; Piroplasmida; Babesiidae.
AUGGUAAGACAAAAGGCAUGGCGUACCGUUGGAGUUGUAUCCACCUGCCUAUUCUUCGCUGCACUAGGAGUCAUUGUUGGAGUUGUACUCCUGCAUCCGAACUUUUGGGAUACCGGAAAUCAAUUGGCUGGAAAACGAAAAGGAACCGCGUUUGACAUCGAGGAAAAAUCAGAACUCAUCACAAAAAGGCCGCUACUCAUUGAUCGCAACAACCGAUUAAAUGACCGUGCCAUCGAUGUUAUACAACUCAACUCGCAAAAUAUCAUAUUAUACAGGCUAAAAAAUUCGUACAAGGAAACGCAUUAUAUCAAUCAUGUAAUGCUUGAUGGCGUCAACCUCACGAUCAAUCCACACGGUGCAACGCACGCACUGCCAAACGAUGAAAUCAUAAGCGUUCUCUACCACGACUCCGGUUACUGGACCAAGGUUGCAGUACACUACAGGAAACGCGGAAAGGUUUACCUAGAUGAUUACAUUGGGGGAAGCGGAAAUGCUACAUUCUCGAAGGUUAGAGGAGCGAAGCUUCCCAAUUUUUACGGGGCCCUGCACGUGGACACUGUGGUACUAGGCGAACAACUCAUGGUCAGAAUGAUGAUGCAAAACAGAUCUGGAGUCUCGCUUAUCACGCCUGUUCACCGUGCAAAGCUCUCCGUAACAAAAACCACCGACAAUGAAGGGUUCGCAGUCACAUGGAUGUUCGAGUACAGCGUACCAUUGGAAGGGAUUGUAGAUACGGUUGUUGUCGAAUUCCAGGUACAACACGAAAUAUUCAGUCUGCCGGGGCAAUCGGACGAUUCAUUCAUCAAAAUGGCUGUGUAUGACAAUGGAGCUUACAUCCUGAAACCAGCAAACAGAGAACAGGUAGAACAUCUACACAGGACAAAGCAUAUAAUAAUUGAUGGGGAAAGACAGCACGUCCUUAGACACCUCAUCGUCGUGGAUAAAAAUAACCAAACCCUCGCAAAGGUGUAUCUCAUACUUUAUAAUGACAUCACUUCGGCCAUCUCUUGCGCAGUAGUUGCUGGAACAUUCACCUACAACAACUGGGUUGCAGGAAAUAAGGUCGUAGACCAAUACGACCUACCCAGCACGAAGUAUGCAUCCGCGCAGGUGGUGAUACCCACAAAGGGGAAGUCGAGGCCAGUUCUUUUCCCUGAAAACACAAAGUACGCACACGAGUACCAGGAUUCAGUGAAAUACCAUGUGGAUGGGGUACCGUACGGAAAAUACGCUAGUUUCGAGGCCGCUAGUGCCGCCUUAGAGGAAGAUAAUGCAUAUGGAGAUGAACAUAAUAUUGUAAAAUUCGCCCAAGAAGGGUUCGAAAGCAGGAACAAGAUCGUUGUUGAUCUGCAACAUGAAGUACCCAAAGAAAUUAAUAAGGUAACACUCAAGGAAGACAACUCCGUCGAUUUCUACACAAUGAACAAGAUAUAUGUAGAUAAAAAUGUAUUUUACGGAAUAAAAUUGGAAAAUUUUGCCUUCACCCUUCACAAAGAUGAAGAGAGUGUACUAAACAAGGAUGACGCCGUUACUGCUGUCACAUAUGCACAUCCCUUAGGUUGGGAAAAAAUUGAUAUACAAUUCGUGAAGAAUGGAGUCGUCUAUAUGCAACGAUACUUACGGUCAUCCACGUCUCGGGAAUUCGCUGAAAUGGCUAGUGCCGUAAUACCAGAUAAUAGACCGCAUCAUCUCGACGUAAUUUUGUACAAAAAAAUGCUGCUUCUCAAACUCAUGCUCCAGGACCAAGCCGGUGUAUCUUUGGUCGAUCCUGCUGAACCUCCAAGCAUUCUGUUGGAAUUCAAUGCCGAGGCAGAGAACUGGGGCAUUGCCUACUCCUUGCCAAUAAUCAUUCCAAACAUAAAACUCAAACAUAGGUUACAGAUGAAACUUACGCUCGAAAACAAUCAUGUGAAGGUAGAGCGUGCUAACAGAUAUGUCCUCAAGGUCGUCUAUGGCAAUGAUGGUCUCGUUUUUGAGAAGGCCAAUGCAGGACCGUCCAUUAGGUCGCUGACCAUAUGGUUGGAGAAACAACACUGCAAUAUCAUACAAAAUAUUAUUGUGCCGAAAAGUGGUGAAGCGGAUCGUGGCAUUAUCUAUAGUUUCAUAUAUGUGACAUCACAGGCAGGACUUAGUUGUAUCGUACGUAAUGUCAAGAUGGUAAAUGGAAACUGGGAUCACGAUGAGGAUUUUAUAGACACGGAAAAGGAUGAGCGGAAAUCAGACGUUGACAAUCAGCAAUUCGUGACUCUCUAUGGCUAUCCCUCCUUAAACUAUGCGCCAGUGACGCUGUUGAUUCCGGAAAAUAAGGAAGCGUUGCCACUCAUGUACCCCAAAUCCGCAGGGGAGGUGCGCAGAGUGAGGAAACAAAAUACGUUCAUUGUCAACAUAGCCCGUGAGUCAUCCUUGCCCACUGUUGGUAUACAUUUGAGUGACCUGAAAUGGAUGCAAUCAGAAGGACUACCCAGGAUUCCGGUUGAGCUGGAUCUUCACAAGCCCAUAAAACGUGAGAUACAAGUGAGGUCGAUGCGUAAGGGCCACGUCACACAGUAUACGAUCAAUGACAACUACAAAGCUACACAUUAUAUCGAAAGUCUAAUGUACCGUAACAUCAAGUUCAGAGUGGACGAUAAUGAAGCAGAUGACGAAAUGCUAGCUAGAACCAUUACUUCGGUCCUUGUUCUUCGUGAGGGUAAUUGGGAAAGUCUGAGGGUACAGUACAUGCGCGGGGCACUACCCAAAGUUAUGUAUUUCCGCAGAGAAGGUGAUGACCCAUUUGUGGAGACAAACGGGUUCCAACAUGAACGGGCAGAUUUGCCCGCCGUAAUUACGGCAAUAACUGUUGGCGACACACUCAUAUAUGAUGCUCUUCUGCAAAAUGAAGCUGGAGAAACGCUGAUAGAUAUAACUCGAAAGACCAAAAUGCUGGUAUUCGUUGGUGAUAAAGGCAUGUCUCCCAAGGUCAAGGUGGUUGUACCAAUAAUAUUGCCUAAGCAUCACGUCAGCGAUGUGCUCAAUCUGUCCCUUGAAAUCGUGGAUGGAAAAGGUAUAUUAAAUCAUCCAAGUAGCAAAACGAUUUGUAAUGUGGUACUCAAAGGUGAAGAUGGAAGUUCGUACGUCGCUCCAGGGAUAGGGAAGCGCUUCAAUUAUUUCGUGGAAUCACAAUACGUUACGAUGCUGAAGAACAACCUUGAGCUCGUUCAGGUUAUUGUAGUGCCAGACGAGCCGUGCGGGGCGAAUGCGACGGUAUACAGCUUUGUCUAUCACACCAUGGUUGCAUCUCUCACCGCACUGGUACAAAGGGGUACAGUGCGUUUCGGUGUCUGGACCGUGCAAGAAACGCCCAUGGAUACAUAUGCACUUCCAAUUGUCGCUGUUGCUCAUGUUACCCUUAAAAUGCGGGAAACUCGACGCUCUGCGCCUCUUUUAGCUCCGCCAGUGGCUGGCAUUUUAACCGCCAUUGAAACCGGAAGGUUAUAUGGUGUCAAUUUUUCGACAGAUGAUGAUCACACUCUUGAAGACGAAAAGCAGCUUCCAUCUACGUUCCUUGCUAUGGAGGAAAUGACAAAAAUAGCCAUAGACCUCGACCUCUCGCAAGAAUUGCCGAAGCAAAUAAUAAAACAAACCUUUGCAUCAGGUUCUGCGGCAUACUACGAACUGAAAUGGUACUACAAGAACACGCACUAUAUAAGGAAACUCUUAUAUGACGGAAUCAAUAUUGAUGUGUUGAGGUCGGAUGGAACAAUGCAUCUACGUGGAGACGGCAUUGUCUCGGUGACCGUCGUGAAUAGGGGUGCAGUGGAAUGCGUAGAUGUACAUUAUAUAAAGGGUGGUUUGAAUAAAUAUGACCAUUAUCGAAAGAGCGGUGACGUUUGUUCGCCAGUUGUUGAGACUCAAAGGUGUGGUAACCCCGAUAAGUCCUACCAAAUAGACCAUAUAACUCAUGACGGUGCGCUCGUGAUCAGAGUGAUGCUGGAAGAUUCUGACGGGGUAUCGUUGCUUGACGAUCAAUCUGAACCGUUGUUGUUGUCGAAUGUACGCAGCAAACGAGGACAUCACGCAGUUAGGUUGGCAUUGCCGAUCACGUAUCCACAAACGAAUGUAAAGGAUAGGUUGCAUAUAUCGUUGCAUUACAGAGAGGAUAAACUAGUGUUGCAUCAUCUAGAACAACUGGAUACCGUAUAUAACAAGUUGAUGGCCAGCGAAAAUGGUACGUCAAGGUUCGUACCAGCGACGGAAGCCGUCUUUGCCGAUGUUAAUACUAUCUCAACACUCACUGUUGAAGGAGAGAUGAGAAGGGUUAUACGUGGGACCAUAGUACCUGACGAGACUAAAGAGGGUUAUGGGACAAUAUACUUCUUUCUGUACGAUCCUGUGACGGCAAUAUUGUCAUGUGUAUCGAGUAGAACAGAUAAUUUAAGUGGACAAUAUCGUUUCACCGGUAUAUUCGAUCAAGUGUUCGACUUGCCGCCUCAAAAUAUAUCACAGGUUGGCGUCGACAUAUGCGAAAAUCGUAGGCAAAUAUACGAUGUCCAUCCACAAGAAGCUGGAUCUUUCAAGACUCUUUACGAAACCGGUUGGGAUAUCUUUAGCAUCGGUAGUGGUAUAGGAACUCAACCGAGAUUUAACGAAAACGACACGACAUUCAUUGCCAUUACCGGAAUGCGAAGGAUUCCCAUAGUCCUGAAGGAUACGGAACUUGAACAAGAACCUGAAGUGGAAGUGGUCAAACUUACACAACCUGACGGUUUCUAUUACAGAGUGAAACCUGUAUUCCGACCGACUCACCAGAUAUCUAAUGUUGAUAUACGGGAAUUGAGCCUUUCGGGAUCUGGGCCGUUAAAACUAGGUGACGUUGGAACGACUGAAAUAAUAUACAUUCACAAAACGAGAGGGGAUGUCUUGGAUAGGAUUUCUAUAUAUGUACUUGCGAAAGAGAACUACUUCUUUAAGGAAUAUGUCAGUGAACGUAGCAAAGGGGAUUUUGAGUUCAUAAAGGACUUCCCUAUGCCAGUAGAACGGCAGCCUCACGCAUUCUUGACAAUGGCCUAUGAAGACCAGGUGGCCAUGAGAGUACAUUUGCAGACGGCAUCAGGAGAUACUCUUAUAGAUGCCACAGAGACGCCCACCGUGUUGUUUUAUAUGCGCGGAGGUCAUGGUACGGGUAAACUUUUAGUUGCUUUGCCGAUAUUCUAUCCGAAUACUACCAUUAAGGAUAGAUUGUAUCUGAAGUUUAAACUGUCAAAGCAGGGUAUGAGAUAUGAACCCGAUGCGGAUGGUUCACCAAAGAAAUACGCUGUUGAAUACCGCAACGAUGGUAAUUAUGGUUUUGUGCAGGCUAAGGCGGUGACGUAUACCGAUUUAAUCAAUUUUGAAAUUUUCAACGUGGAUAUGUACACAGAACAGAGACUAAUAAAGGCGGUACUUGUACCGGAUGUAGCCAAAAGUGCUAAUACGGCGCUAGUUUAUGUUUUCGUAUAUGAAAGGGACGCUCAUAUCCUUACUUGUACUGCUAUGAGAGCGCGACUUCUAAAUGACGCAUGGCAAAUUGAUAGGAAUCCUGCUGUGGAAUAUAUUUUCCCAACGUCAAAGCUACCUUCUGCGGUCAUAAAUGUAGUUCUCGACAGUGGUGUGCUCACUCCAACCAUAGUACCAGAGAUGGCGGGCAAGGUUAAACGUAUCGAUGAUACAUUUUUCCUAAUUAAGCAGAACAAUAGACACGUGAAGCAUUCGUUGGAUCUGCAUCCAAUGGAUACGGCUAGAUGCGCUGUAAGUGGAUUCCCGAUGAUACCAAUUACUGUGGAUUUGUCCAAGGAAUUGCCAGGAGAAAUGGUCGCGGAGGUUGGAGAGAUGCCUAACGUAACUAUUUACAAAGUGAGGGACGAAUAUGAAAAGACGCAUUACAUCAAUAGGUUCAAAUAUCGGGAGACGGAUGAAGUAGUUCAGAGUCAUGACGAUGCGACAGUAAGCCAUUGUGGAGGCAAAUUUGGUAUCGUCAGAUACGAUUAUGGUACCCACGAAAUUCUAUUUGUGGAAACACCCAAAGAGCUUAGACAAGUGGCGGAAUACAAAAGGGGAUGUAGCAGCUAG